Messenger RNA from Styela clava, 2849 nucleotides. Lineage: Eukaryota; Metazoa; Chordata; Ascidiacea; Stolidobranchia; Styelidae. The record is from RefSeq and is a predicted model, not a curated record.
UUGAAACGUAUUGUGUGCACUCGAUGAUCACUAUAGGAAAGUCUAAUUUCACUACUGGAUACAGAAUUCAUGGAAUCUUAAAAACUGUUGUCUCCUUGUUGCCGGAGUGAGUUAGGUCCAAGAUUUUCAUGCGUGGGGCCCAAAAAACCUAAUACAUUAAAUUUUUUUUGAUGCACUUUCUACAUUUGUAUACAUAAACACUGGAAUCAUCCUUAAUUUCAUUCCCAAUCGCCUUUCAUAUGUGCAUAAAAUUCAUGUUUAAAAAACUCAAUGGAUAUAUUUGACAAUGCCUUGAUAAUUUUUGAAUGAUUGCAAAUUGAUAUCAGUUUGUAAUAUGACAUAACAUAUAAAAUCCAACAUGCAUGUUUGUAUCAUUCAUUAUAUAAUGGAACACCCAAGAUCAUACGCAUGUGUAUUGAGCUGCAUUAGGUUAUUUAUUAAAAUUUAUUACCAUCUGGUUACUUAUGAAAUACUAAACACAUAUUGUUCUAAACUUAUUUUUUCUCUUUUGAAAUCAUAAAAUAUAAGUUGCAACACAACCACAAUACCUUGCCAAAAGUUUAUAUGCCAUUUUCAUAUAUAUAAAUAUUGUACAGUUUACACAAGAAUGUAGCCUUAAUUCAACAUUUUUUGUUUUGCAAUUGAAUGUAAAGCCAUUUAUUUAAAUUAUUUAUUGAAUCAUUUGAUUAUAUAUAAUUACAUAGGAUUUCAAUAAUUAUUGUUUUAAUCUGGGAUAAGCUUUAUAUUGAUAUUACAUGAUUCAAAGUAUUUUCUCCAAUCUGACUAUUAUUGGAUAGAAAAUCAUAGUGCAUUUUUGAAUCCAUUAUAUAUAUGCAUCUGUUGAUGCAGCAAUUUGAGAAAUAAUCUCUCAUGAUAAGAUAAAUACAUUAUUAAUUGAUAUUUUUCAUAAAACUAAAUUAUUAGUUAUAUUUUAAAACAUAACUUUUUUUAUUGUGCAAUAUUGUAUACGCCUUGUUUUUCAUUCAUAUAUUUUCAUUACCAAUCUAGGAACUUAGAAUGGAUUAUUCUUUUGAUUCGUUAUAUUUUGUGGGAGCAUUGACUUUGUUUAUUACCCUUGGAAAGUUUGCAUACAGCUUGAUCAAAUUCUUCAAUAUUUAUUACACUGCCACCACAAUUGACUUCAAGAGUUUUGGUAAGUGGGCACUUGUUACUGGUUCUACAGAUGGAAUUGGUAAAGGCAUUGCAUAUGAACUGGCGAAGAGAAAAUUAAAUGUUGUAUUAGUCAGUCGAAAUCCCGAAAAAUUAAAUAACGUUGCUGAUGACAUUGAGUCAAAAUUUAGUGUGCAAACGAAAUGUAUUGCUUUUGAUUUCUCUCGUCCUGAUGAUGUGAAAAAUGGAGAUAGUACAUCAUCCAUUUAUGAUGUCAUAAGUGAUGGAAUUAAGGAUCUAGAAAUUGGAAUCCUUGUGAAUAAUGUUGGUUUAGGUGCUUCUGGAGAGUUUCUAAACGCUUUCAGUAAAUCGGAGAAUAAAGACAUGAGCACUGGCAUUCCUAGAUUGAUUUAUUGUAACUGUUUAUCAAUUGCAAGAAUGACAGAGAUUGUUCUUCCGCAAAUGCUGAAGAGAAGAAAGGGCUUGAUUUUAAAUUUGGCUUCACUUGCUGCUGUAAGUCCAAUGCCCUUAAACGGGAUUUAUUCUGCAUCGAAAAAAUUUGAUGACACCUUCUCUAAAGCUUUGAUUUCUGAAUACAAAAAUAAAGGAAUUAUUAUUCAGAGCAUUCGUCCUGGUCCUGUCAAAACGAAUAUGACAUCUAGCAAAGGAAAGGAAGGUACUGCAUACUUUCCAACUUUUGAAACGUAUUCAUCCCAUAUAAUGGAUACUGUAGGAAAAGCUGAUGCAACUGCUGGAUACAGAAUUCAUGGAAUCCUCGAAUUUGUGAUCAAGAUUCUACCCGUGAAUUUAUAUGCAAAAAUUUUAAUACGACGGAGUCAGAAGAAUAAAUAAAUCACUGUAUUUCAAUUUUGUCAUGUGCAAAAUCUGUGCAUUUGUUUGGAAAAUCUUCAUCAAUUUUCAUUUAUCUGCAAUUUGUGAUUCAUUUUCAUUGGUCUAGCAAAGUGAUGUAUAUUGCCAAGUUCAUUUAAUGUUGGCCAAAAUGACCAAUGUAUGCUUAAUCAUUAUGAUUCGAUAUGAUCCGAUCUAUAGUGUUUUAUACAUUUCAGACAAUAAUUGUUGCACUUUUUAAGGAAUUCACGAACUGUCUGCGUGGCACACUGCAUUCAAAAUUAAAUUUUCAUGCUUCAUUGCGAUCCGUUUUCUCUCUCCCAGUGAUAUUUCCCCUGUGUGGCACCAGGUUCAUAAAUUAUUCCACAAAAAACAAUUAAGAACCUUCUCUCAAAUUUAAAAGAGUUCCAUCCUAGAUUAGGUUAAGCCAGGAUUCAAUAUUAAAUAAUAAGUGAGAGAAAAAGAAAAAAAGCGAAGGGUUUAUAAAUGAUAUGUCAAUCACAUCAAUCUCAAUAUCCAGAUGAUUUCACAGGGCAUUGGUUGAAAUAAAAAUUGAAUUUCCGAUAUUGUUGCAACAUGGAUUGUGAAAAUCGAUUUGAGCUCUAAUUGUCACAUAUUCUGACUUUUUGUUCAAAGUAUCUGGAGGAUUUAAAUUUAGUGAAUAAUUUGCUUGGUGUUCUAUUUACAAUUAAAAAAAUGUUUUUCAGCAAACUUAUUGAACUAUUGUGAGUUGAACUGUAGCAACUUCCUAUUGUGCGUUCCCAAUUUUCUGUUUGAGUUUUGAAAUGUUUAGCCUUAUUAAUUGUGUAUAAUUUAUUCAACUUUAAUUCAAUGCUAGCUUCAAUAUUUUAAAUUUUCCACUGUUAUAAUUAAAAUUCUUAUUUUUUCAG